This is a messenger RNA of Pongo pygmaeus (Bornean orangutan), 1619 nucleotides long. RefSeq names its product cilia and flagella associated protein 161 (gene CFAP161). The transcript is spliced from 7 exons. Lineage: Eukaryota; Metazoa; Chordata; Mammalia; Primates; Hominidae. Gene Ontology annotation, biological process: cilium assembly. The record is from RefSeq and is a predicted model, not a curated record. Bases 124 to 1062 code for a protein of 312 amino acids. Gene Ontology annotation, cellular component: motile cilium.
CAGACACCAGAGAGGAGCCCUGCCCAAUCCUUUACCCCAAAGGGGGUGUGCUCAGCCCGAGGAGGAAGAAGAGGGUUGCCAGCUAAGUCAGCACCAAGGGCGCCCGCUCUCAUUCAUGUGUCAAUGAAGAAUUCCUGCCAGACUUCCAGUACUGUCCUCGACCAUGGGCAGAAUCCCAGCUGCCCCUCCCGGAACACUCCAUGCCACUGGAACUCAGGAGCGCAGGAGCUCAUGAAAGACUUCUUAGAGAAGAGAGACAAGGGGAAACUUCUCAUACAGAGAAGCAGAAGACUAAAACAGAGUCUCUUGAGACCGAUGCAACUUUCCAUAACUGAAGAUGGUUAUAUUCAUUACGGUGACAAAGUGAUGCUUGUGAAUCCUGAUGAUCCUGACACAGAAGCUGAUGUGUUUCUGGGUGGGGACCUGAGCCUGUGUAUGACUCCAGAUGAAAUUCAGUCCCAUCUGAAAGAUGAAUUAGAGGUACCCUGUGGCCUGAGCGCAGUUCAAGCCAAGAUCCCAAUUGGCAGAAACACUUUUAUCAUUUUGAGUGUACACAGAGAUGCCACUGGUCAAGUCCUUAGAUAUGGGCAGGACUUUUGCCUGGGGAUAACAGGAGGAUUUGACAACAAAAUGUUGUAUUUAUCAAGUGACCACAAGACCCUCCUGAAAUCUUCUAAGAGGUCUUGGCUCCAGGAAGUGUACCUAACAGAUGAGGUCUCCCAUAUGAACUGCUGGCAGGCUGCCUUCCCUGACCCCCAGUUACGCCUGGAAUAUGAAGGCUUCCCUGUCCCGGCAAAUGCUAAAAUUCUCAUCAAUCACUGUCACACAAAUCGGGGACUGGCAGCCCACCGGCAUCUUUUCGUAAGCACCUAUUUUGGAAAGGAGGCUGAGGUUGUAGCUCACACAUACCUGGAUUCACACAGAGUUGAAAAACCAAGGAACCAUUGGAUGUUGGUUACUGGGAAUCCCAGGGAUGCCUCGUCCUCCAUGUUGGAUCUGCCCAAACCACCCGCAGAGGACACUCGAGCCAUGGAGCAGGCCAUGGGCCUUGACACGCAGUAACACGCCAGACACGUGCAUGUUUUCCCUGGUCCCACUCUCACCGAAUGUAGCUUUAAAAGAAAUUAACAACCUUGGUCAUGCCUCAAGCUAUUUUUGAAUCAGAUGUGGAACUCUCUGGGCGCUAUAUUAAACUAAAGAUUACAUUAAGAUUAUUGAAUUUGUGGUGGGAGUCUAGGGCUGAAGAAAAACAGCUCUAGAGAAUAAAUAGUAUUUGAAAGUGACAAACAAUAGCCCUUUGUUGAUAAACAAAUUCUGAAGAACUCAGCUUCCUCUACUUAUAUCCUUCAUUGUCUACAAGGACAAUGCGUUACUUUUUAAAGUUAUGUCUAUGUAAUAAAGCUGUUGGAACUAUACUGAAUUUUUGGUACCACAGUUUCCCUCUUGAAUGUACUAAAACACAAAAAACUGACAGCUCUGAGCUGUGGCCUUACCUUGGAAUUAAACAUUUCCGCCUUUGUAAAACAUCCUAUUUUUGUUUCUACCUUUGGCUUUCGAGGUCAGGACCUCUACCUGAUCAGUAACCUAUUAUUUUGUAAUGAUUUUUAAGCUGCAGAAUC